Anopheles coluzzii is the source of this 4309-nucleotide messenger RNA. RefSeq names its product putative protein kinase C delta type homolog. The coding region runs from base 1007 to 2254 and encodes 415 amino acids. Gene Ontology annotation, biological process: protein phosphorylation. Gene Ontology annotation, molecular function: protein serine/threonine kinase activity; ATP binding. The record is from RefSeq and is a predicted model, not a curated record. NCBI's taxonomy places the organism in Eukaryota, Metazoa, Arthropoda, Insecta, Diptera, Culicidae. The transcript has 7 exons.
GUACCAUACGGUCACCGUUGUUUGCUCUGUGUGUUGCGCGCGCUUGGUGCCGGAGCGCUCUCUGGGGCCCCACGGGCCCCGUUCGGGCAGUUUCGUUCAUCUUGGGCGGCUCUCGCGACGCCACAAAAUUGGGACACCACACAGUCCCACAUUCUCGGAGGUUUCCCGGCGGCGGGCGGAAGGCAGCGGGUUGCGUGUAUCUGUGCGAGAUCAUCUAUAUCCCCGAGCAUCGGCCGAGUAAACACAGGCCACAGAAACGCCACACACAGCGCGGCCAGACCACGUACACUUUUACUCUCGCACGCGCGCACACAGCGACACCCUGCCGAUGUAUGCGAUGCGGCCAACCAACCAGCGGACCAGUGGUGGAGCAACGACUGGGGCGGGUGGGGGGUUGGAAAAUUGGUUCGCAACGAUGGAAAAAAAAACCCUCUCGCCGUUGGUGCGGGACCACCACUAGGGGGCCGCCCUGGCCACGUUGGUCAGUUGCCGUUCGAGCGCGCGUUCGCGAUCGCGUGAAAGUCCGCAUCUCGCGCGCACGUAUAUCGUGAAUUUAUAUUUAUUUUAUUUAUUUUUUGCCAAAACCAUCCCGCCUCGCCCCGCGCAUUGAUAACAAAUCAGAUAUAAUGCCAAAGACAGAUAAUUGUGUUUAGCAGUGUAAAUAGUGUCAGUGCAGUGUGCCGAACAGUUGACAGAAACAAGUGCAGUGGAAAACCAUACAAAAAUCCCACACACACCACACAUCGUUCACACUAUCAGCAAUCCCGCGCCAUGCGGCUACCUGCGGGAAAAUGGCCCGCCGUAUGAAACUGCCGCCGACUGCUGGUGACGGAAGCUCUUGGACUUGGAGUUGGGCUGCGGCGACAAGCCGCCAGCCGUGUGUGAUUGUGUUGUGCGGUGCGGCCGGACCGACGAACCCUUGUCAAUCCGUCCCCCGGCCCGUAGUAGUGUUUUGACGGAGAGGGCACCCGCUUUCGUUUCGACACGCGCUUCCUUCGGCCCCAGGAUGAUCUUCACCGGUGCCCACGGCCGGCGGCGUGCAGGCAAUGGGCAGAGUAACAGCCAGCGGAACGUGCGCGGCUCCCGCAGCAACGCGCAGGAGCAAUCGCGCGGCCGCAAUCAGUCCCAGCGGCCGUACCUGUCGCGCGACCAGCAGCAGCUCUCGCUCCAGUCUGUCCUCUCGUCGACCUCCUCGUCGUCCGCAUCGAGCUACUACUCGGCGUACAGCGAGCACCAGCCGCUGGUGCGCACGUCCUCCUCCUCCUCAGUGGCAACCGUCGCACCGCUUCUUCCGCUCGGCUCUAGCGCCGGCAGCCAAACAGCGCAGCAACAGCAGCAGCAACAGCAACAAUCACAAUCUAUACAACAGCAGCAGCAGCAGCAACAGCAGCAGCAACAGUUCGUCCAGAAGACCAAAGCUCGGGACAUUACCAAGCGCCGUGGUGCCAUCAAACAUCAAAGAACGCACGAGAUCAAUGGGCACAAGUUCGUCGCCAAGUUCUUCCGCCAGCCAACCUUCUGCGCAUUCUGCAAGGAGUUCCUGUGGGGCUUCGGCAAGCAGGGCUACCAGUGUAAGACGUGUCAAACCGCGGUACACAAGAAGUGUCACGAUAAGUUGCUUGGAACCUGCUCCGAAUCUAGUUUUAAUUCCGAAAGUACAAUUUAUUUAAGGGAACGGUUCAAAAUAGACUUACCGCAUCGCUUUAGAGUUUACACCUUUAUGUCGCCGACCUUUUGCGACCACUGCGGCUCGCUGCUGUACGGCUUCUUUCGCCAGGGGCUGAAAUGCGAAGACUGCGACGUUAACUGUCACAAGAAGUGCGAAAAGCUGGCCGCGAACCUGUGCGGCGUCAACCAGAAGCUGAUCGUCGAGGCGCUCUCGUCCGUCCGCCGAGGUUCGUCCAGCACGGCCCAGCACACUGGGCUGUGGCCUACCCUUCUGGCGCUAGAGCCUCCACCCCUCCUACCCCGCUUGUUUGGAUCCGUGGAUCGUGAAGAGUCAGGCGUCUCAAAAGGGAUUGGGAGCCCGGGUUUCUGGGGGCAGGUCGCACGAUCUCACCGUCGGCCGGACUUUGAACCGUCUGGAUGCGUCCAAAACAUACCCUGUCCGCGUGUGUGUGUGUGUGUGUUUCUCUGUGUGUGUUUAACCACAGUUUUUCACCUGCUGCACGGGCUGGUUUUUCCUGCACAGGCGCGCGACGCGCACGAAGCCGAAGAAAAACACCCACACGGAGUGCGGCGAGGGAGAAAAUAACGACGGUACGACGCAAUAUUGGAUGCGCCGUGUGUCCCGCCUUUGACGUUCGCGAGCUUCGUGCCCGCCAUAUAUUUCACUUCCUCGGUUUUUGUGCCUCCCCUUCUCCCUCCCACCUUUGCAGACAUCGGAUUUACAGGGCGAAAUUCUAAGAAAAUUUGUCUUUUUUUUAUUUUUUAUUUCUUGUGGGACAAAACUGUCUCGCGGCAAAAUCGUUCGAACAGUUGACACGACCCAGACCCAGCAAUUGGGUGCAAAUGAGGUGUACAUAUUUAUCACACCCCAUCCCCUGCCCCCGAAAACCGACAUGUCAAACCAGGCAGAAGAAAGACUCGGAAAAGACGCACACAUCCACAAAAAAAGGUUUAUGAUCUCACAAGCAACGAUAGGGAAAAACCAAAAACACAACACAAGCAAUUAACCAAAAAAAAAUGCAUGCAGAUAUCAGCACCCAACCCGUUUGGGGUUAAUGGUCUAGGACGCCCCGCCAGCGUGUCAGCGAAUGGCGUCCUUUUUUUGUAUUGAGUUUCGAACCGAGGCGCGUCCGGCUUGCAACGGCUCUGAACACCCGCUGCCUAGGUGGUGGGUGGUGGCCGCGGGUGGCGGCAUCCUAGCAACACUCCACUUCCACCACCCAACCCAUAGCGCAAUGCUUUCGUUCGCGCGUAAUCGCGUCAUCGCGCUGGCCACUAAUUUCGCUGCAGCGUGUCGCGUUUAAGUAGCAUUUGUUUUGUUUUUUUUUUAUUUCAAUCGUUUUUUUCUGCUUCUUUGCUCCAUCCUUCCUGUCCCCGUCUGUACCACUGCUUGUCUGUAUCGGUAUCUUGUGGUUGUAAAAAUGAUUGUAAAAAGAAAAGAAAAACAAAACAUUGCGCGCGCGCGCGCGCGCUCUCGAACAGGACGCGCAAUAGGGCGAUGCAGACACCGAACCAAGCGGUGGCAAGGGAUGGGGAGGGGAAGUAGACCGGCCCAAUCAGUCCCGGGGAUUGGCAGUAGCACACACACACACACACACACACACACACACACACACACCCAGGGACACUAUAGGUGUGCUCGACCUUUAUGCUUGCGGCAAGUCGAGCGCGCGCGCAAGACCGCUCGGACACCAGCUUCUCCCCCGACAUAAAGGGGAGGUGCUAGUGGAAGGUAAAAAUAAUGCCAAGCAAAUUCGGACACUUGAGAAGAAGAAAAAAGCACAAACACUCACACACACACACAGGCCAGACACAGACGAUGUGGGAAAAUCUGAAAAUUACACCAUCGCAAAAUCGAUCGGGAACGACUUUUUGUUUUCGUCUUCUCGUGUUUUUUUUUGUGUGCAAUCGCCGUCUGCAAAACCUAGACGGGAAACGUUGUCACGAAAAGUAAACUCCUGAUUAACGAUUCAGCAUCGCCGUACCGAAUUUGUGGAAUAUUUGCCAACAAAAACCGCCCCGCCGUGCUCGCGAAAGCGAAAAACUAACUCGCUCGCCGCACAAACAAACACACAGCCGCAGCGGGCAAAGCGUAGUUUGACGCCUUUACACCCCUACACAACCCCCCCCCCACCCUUGUGGAAUGCGGAAUGAAAUUGGUGUGUGUGUGUGUGUGUGUGUGUGUGUGUGUGUGUGUGUGUGUGUGUGUGUGUGCCGCAUCGUGCGAGUGUGUGCCAAGCCGAAUGAAUUCUUGUGCGAAAGCAAGAGAUGCUGUAUGACGGGGGUGCGGUUUUCUGGGGAGGACAGAGGACAGUGGACAGAGGGGAAUGAUCACGGGAAAAGUCGACGCAAGAAACAAGACAUACACACACACACACGCACAGAGAAAAAUACACGGUUAAAGAAAACGUACGGCAUGGUGGCGUACGUAAGUCUCGCACGGUGAGAAGAAAGAAAAACUCCGCUGGGCGUACUACUAGGAGAGCGCACUGUUCUCCCCCCCCCCCCCCUCCCUUCCCAAAGGCCUCGAGGACUCUUCACAUCCCCACGGAUCCACAACAGGCCGCUCGGAGGCUCCAGCUCCAGACGUCCGGGAGCUCCAGCCCUUACGACAGCCCUUAUUUUUUCUCUCUCCAAAAAU